Molecule: messenger RNA, 816 nt
Organism: Bombyx mandarina (wild silkworm)
Lineage: Eukaryota; Metazoa; Arthropoda; Insecta; Lepidoptera; Bombycidae
Gene: Dh44
Product: corticotropin-releasing diuretic hormone 44
Cellular component (GO): extracellular region
Molecular function (GO): hormone activity
Source: RefSeq, a predicted model, not a curated record
CCCAAACGAUCUAACAACAGAACUCACCGAUAAAACACAUAAAAUACUCAUCACUAUCGGAAUUACGUAUUCUGUUUUAAAGGUUGCAGUGAGUUGAAAACGAGUUCUUGCGAGUGUUUCAAUAAUAAAAAGGCGACUCCGCGAACUUUUGACUACUUCCAAAGUUUCAGCAACGCAUUAAAAACUCCGCUACACUUGAACAUCUGUCUGCCGAGUGUCGUCGGAUUGCACCAAUAAAAAUGAUGUGGUGGGCAGUAUGGUGCGCGGCGAUGGUGGCCGGCAGCGUGUUCACUGCAGCGGCACCCCCAACUGACUCCAUCGACCUCAUGCAAAUGGAUCCUUCUCUAGCUGACGAUGAAAGUCUGGGAUUUGCAAUGCAAUCUCUGAGCGGUCGUUACGCCGCUGCUCCGUGGCUCUACCUUCUUGCUGACGUGUCACACGACCCUCAGAAUGGCAGCGACCGUGUUAAGAGACGCAUGCCGUCCCUCUCCAUUGACAUGCCAAUGUCUGUGCUGCGUCAGAAGCUCAGCCUUGAAAACGAAAGGAAGCUGCAAUCCCUAAGAGCUAUGGCUAACAGGAACUUCUUGAAUGACAUCGGCAAACGCGGAUUCCAUUGGGCGCCAUCGGCAAAGCCAGCAAAGUUCUAUUAAGUCAACAGUUACACUAAAUUCGUAAUCCGGACAUUGGAAAUCUUAAAUCUCUGACAUUUAAUCGAAAAUAUUAUAGAUCUUUUUAAACAUAAUAUAUAACUCGUUAAAAAUGAUGAAAAUGUAAUAUAUUAAUGUUUUUAAUUAUUAAUCACUUGGAAAAGUUCAA